Messenger RNA from Brassica oleracea var. oleracea, 744 nucleotides. RefSeq lists its product as uncharacterized. The coding region runs from base 1 to 744 and encodes 247 amino acids. Lineage: Eukaryota; Viridiplantae; Streptophyta; Magnoliopsida; Brassicales; Brassicaceae. The record is from RefSeq and is a predicted model, not a curated record. The transcript has 2 exons.
AUGACUAAGUACCCAAGGGAAGAGUUUAUGCAGGCUUGCGAUAAAGGAGAGUUCUUCUCCGAACCGUCCAAAUAUCGUCGCCUGAUUGGAAGACUCGUGUACUUAACAGUGACCAAGCCAGACCUCAGCUACGCAGUGCAUACACUUGCACAGUUCUUACAAGCUCCACGCCUCCACCACUGGCAUGCUGCACUACGGGUAGUACGAUAUCUAAAGAAUGCACCAGGUCAGGAAGUCUUCUUGAGCGCAAAGAAUGAUCUCACAUUAACUGCUUACUGUGAUUCGGAUUGGGCUGCUUGCCCCUUAACACGGCGAUCUCUUACUGGCUAUGUCGUCUUACUUGACAACUCUUUGGUUUCCUGGAAAACAAAGAAGCAACAGGUAGUAUCAAGAUCAUCAGCUGAAGCUGAAGACAGGUCCAUGGCCAUGACAUUGUGCGAAGUCAAAUGGAUCAUGGAACUCAUGCGAAGUCUUGGGAUUCGUCAACACUCUCCGACCUUAUUAUACUGCGACAAUCAAGCUGCACUCCACAUAGCUGCCAAUCCUAUCUUCCACGAAAGGACGAAACAUAUCGAAGUUGAUUGUCAUUUCAUUCGUGAUGCUAUUUUCGCUGGCUUGAUAGUAACAAGAUACGUGAAGACUACGGAACAGCUUGCCGAUAUACUGACAAAACCACUUGGUCGUCAUCAGUAUCAUUACUUGUUGGGCAAGAUGGGCGUUCGAAAUCUUUACGCUCCAUCUUAA